Dendrobium catenatum is the source of this 1061-nucleotide messenger RNA. RefSeq lists its product as uncharacterized. The record is from RefSeq and is a predicted model, not a curated record. Bases 377 to 832 code for a protein of 151 amino acids. Lineage: Eukaryota; Viridiplantae; Streptophyta; Magnoliopsida; Asparagales; Orchidaceae. The transcript has a single exon.
UAUUUUCUAAAUUCCGCUGUUUGGUUAAUUUUAAGCGGAACAAAAGAAAAACCACUGAAGUAUUAGUCGUGUAUUAUCGGAGGCGGAUCCCGCGACUUCAAAAGCCGCUCAAAACGAACGGGUUUGAAAUUCUUCGCUGGAGAACGAGCCUCGUGCCAUCCCUUAUGAGAAGAUUGCGAAGAGCGAAGUCGAACAGCCAAGAGGGAGCCGAAGUCGAAUAGCAACGAAGAAAAGGAAGGAGCGAUCCGUGCUGUCUAUCUUGCUCGAGAGCGAAUGAACGAAGUCGAACGACGACAAGGAAGCCGAGAAGCGACGGUGCAAUCUAUGCACACCCUGCGAAUCAACGAAAACGAACAGCAACGACGAAAAGGAGAAGAUGAAAGGCGAACCCCAGGUCGGCUUCCUGGGUUGGAUGAGUUCGGACCAUUCAUGUCGUUUUUACCCUCGUUGGCCAUUCAUGUCGCUGGGGUUCGCUUUGCUUUGCUCUCUUCGCCGCAUCUUUUUCUAUCUAAUCUUGGAGACGAUUUCGAUCCCGGCGGCGACCUCCAUGGAGAGCUCUAACCCUGUAGUGGAGAACGGUGGCGACACAUCCUACGAGAAGCUCGAAAGCAUGGCGACGUGGGUCGUCUCGAGCAUCUCAUCCGCUUUCUUCGCCUCUCUCGAUUGCUUCUUCUGCAUCAACCUGUCCACCAGCGACCUCGAUGAAGAUAUCGAGGAAGAAGCCAAGGAUCUUCCUCUUGUUCACUCCGCACAGAACUCCUCUGAUUAUCGCAGUGACGAACCAAGCUUCGUCACCAAUUUCACUUCUGAAUGGGCCCCGACCUCUGAUUAAUUACCGGAGGGAGCUUCACUUCCCCUCCUCGUUGUAUUGAUAGCUGAAUUUAGAGAUUUCACAAUUUGACUGAAAGUAACUGUUUGUGAGAUUAUUAAUAGCUGAUUGCUAACAAGGAUUUCAGGAUUAAUGAGCAUUUGAUCAUUAAAUUUCAAUGAAAUAGCUAGAUAUUGCCAUCUGGAUUUAUAACAUCUUGACUGAAUUUAGAGAUUUCACAAUUUGACUGAAA